CGUGAUCCCAGGCUGGUUGUUCGAAGAAAUGUCCCAAAUCCACUGGGUCCAGUUUGUUAUUGUGAACAUUGGUUUUUCAUCAUUUCAAUCAUGUCAGCGACACAAACACUUUGAAUACGCGGAGAUGAGCUCAUCUUGAUCAUUGUUUAAAAUUCUAUUUUCAGUAAAAUUCAUAUCACUUUGUUGAUCUGCAGUGUGGCAAUGUUGAAAGAGAACACACACACACACACACACACACACACACACAAAGGAUAAACUGAUUAAAGUGCAUAAUAACAGAGUACAUAUAGGUGCUUAUUUUAAGUGCGGGGUUCAUUAGUAGAGCACUAGAAUAGACAGCUAAUGAGACAACGGGCCCCCUGGGUCCUGACACAUGUCCUACUUAUAAGAGCAGGAGCUCAGUUAUACUGGUUUUGAAUCUGUUCUUGGUAGUUUCAGGCUCUUUAUGUUAAAAGUUUAUCCUUUGUGGAUGUUUUGCGUCUCUUGGUGUCUUUUUUUUUUUCAUAUUCUUUAUUGUUUUUGGUCAUUUGUCUGUCCAUAUGUAAUGGUGGUGCUGAAUCAGGCACUCUCUGAACCCGGCCAUAUUUGCUGGGCACAACAGUCAGCAUUGCAAAAUGUGGAUGGGAUACACUGGGCAGACAGGAGCCACUUAGUAGCCCAUGUGAGUGGGCACGAGUCAGAGUUUACUGGCUAAGAGUGUGUCCUUCCAUUUUCCAUAUCGCCUGUCCUGUGAAGGUUGGGUUAAAGACACAGGGAGGACAUGUCAGCUCCACAAAGACAGGCCCCAGCCACCUGUCAGGUUAGAAUCCAGAACCUUCUGCUGUAAGGUGACACCGCUAACCACUAAACCACCAUGCCAGGCCUUCUUUAUAAGUGCAUUCCAUAAAUCUAUAUAUAUUGUAAUUACUUAUUUGACUGUGGACUGCAUAGGCAAGUCCUGCAGGAUACUGAUGUCAACUUCCUCAGUAGAAAUAAUAAUCUCUCUUUAGCAGGCGUCUGUUCUGUCUACAGUUCCUACAGAGCACUUUAUAGGAAGUAAAUAAAGUGGCUACAACCGAGCCACACAACACUUUUUCAGCCAGUCAGCCAAAGGGUGCACUUCUGCUUGUAACAAGGGAAAUAAGUACAGAAAAGCGGAUUGUGGGACAAGAAGCGUGGGAGGGAGAGGAGGAAGGAGUGAAGGGAGAGUGUUUUUUGUUUUGUUGUUGAGUUUGAAUAUGGACUGUCAUUCUCCAGAAUCCAUUACUCCAGCUGCAAACAGCAAAGUUAAUUUUUGACCUUGGCAAGUUUGACGAAUCUCAGCUCAAGGUCCACUGACUUUCAUGAUUGGAGUUUUCAUGUAGAUGGACCAUUGUUAUCUUAUUGUAACUGAUCUGUAACAGUAAUGCCUUUUGGACAAGCAGACUUUAAAGACCACGUGAUACAGCUUUUUAAAAACUCUAAAUAUCUAGUAAUUGGACCUUGAGCUUGGAUGUUUAUGACUUCAAAUGUAUUUCUUUUUCAAAUAUUGGGGAAUUAUAAUACAAAUGGAAAACUUGAGUAAAAUUAUUUUACAUUAUAAUUUCUAUACAAUUUAUACAGCUGUAUGUGGUGUAUCGAGUGACUGGUUUCUGUGUCCGGCCCACAAUGAUUUUUAAAAUGGAAAAAAAUAAUCUUCUACAAAAGUACUUUUAUAUUUUUAACAAUUUUUAACUAUUUUACAAACUAUUUUUGAAUCAUCUAACCAGCAGACACAACAACAUCUUUGACAAAUCUAAAACAAUAAAUGGCCUUUGUCUUCAGUCUCAUGAUCACAUGAUCCAUACACAUCUAUUUUUAGCUUUCAAGAGCAGAAGCAGAUUUUUCAGUUUUUCUGUCUGAUAGCGUUCAUCAGCAUCGGGCGCUGAGGACGGAGUGAUGCCAUCAUCGCUGUGGUGACAGCAGAGAGAGAAGCGGGGCCUGAUUCUGGGAGACAGAGGCAGGUCACCAUGUGCCGGAAUCUGUCCAAAUACGCCUUCAUCUUCCUCUUCCUCGCUCUGUUUGGACUCCUCUUGCUGCUCCGCAACAUCCACACUGUGGAGAACUGGAACUGCCACACGAUUUCAGCGCUCUACCAGCUGCAGAGCAGGAUCCAGUCAUCCUUCCUCCCCGUCAGUCUCCCCAAUUUCUAUCACAACCGCACCUUUUGUGCUCACCUGGGCCAGAAACCCUCCCCCGAAGAUGAGCUGGAAGAGCGCUACCUGCUGGACUCCAUCGCCUGGCCCGGGCCCCCGACUCGCUCCGCACCGAUGGCCUUGCGCCUGACGAGCGACCCUUUGCACAGCCUGUUCGCCAUCCUCCCCACUAAAGGAGGCAGGGAAUGGCACGUGGGCGACCAACUGGAGGUCCUUGUCCAGAUGCACGACUUCCAUGGUCGUCCCAAGCGCUAUGGCGGCGAUUUCAUUUUGGCCAGACUGCACUCUCCGGAGCUCGGAGCAGGUGUGGCAGGUAAAGUGCUGGACCACAGGAAUGGAUUCUACUCGGCUCUGUUCCCGCUCCUCUGGGUGGGAUCUGCACAGGUCGAGGUCACGCUGGUGCACUCCAGCGAGGCGGUCUCCGUGUUGCAGCGGCUGAGGGAAGAGCGCCCUGACCGCGUGUUUUUUAAGAGCCUGUUCCGCUUGGGCUUCCUGUCUGAAACCACUGCGUGUAACAUGUGCCUGCCCCCCGAUCAGCAGCCUCUCUGCAACUACACAGACCUUUACACUGGAGAGCCAUGGUACUGCUAUAAGCCGAAGAUACUCAGCUGCGACACCAGAGUCAACCACGCCAAAGGAGGCUACCUGAAACACCUCAUCACCAACAAGGAGGCACUGCUCUUCCAGAGUGGCGUAAACAUCAAAGUUCACAUACACCCUUCAGGACCCGACAGAGUCACUGUGCUCCCACCAAGAAAAGAUAAAGUAGAGGCAGAGAGCAGCAGUGCAAAACCAGACGCCAUUAUGCUCAAGCCAUCUGGGUAUUACUACGAGGAGUCAUGGAGGCCAUUAGGGGGCGACACAAUGCGCCAGUUCAAUGAAUCAUCUGCCAUCAUCCAGUGUUUGAAGAACAGGAUGAUCCACCUUUACGGAGACUCCACUGUCAGACAGUGGUUUGAGUACCUCAUUGCUUUCGUCCCAGGGUUGAAGGAGUUCAACCUGAACAGUCCUAAAAACGUCGGGCCUUUCAUGGCGGUGGACAACGCGCACAACAUCCUCUUGAAAUACCGCUGCCACGGCCCGCCCAUCCGCUUCUCCACCGUCAUGUCCAGCGAGUUGAGGUACAUCUCCAACGAGCUGGACGGCCUCUCUGGGGGUCCCAACACCAUCGUGGUCCUCAGCAUCUGGGCCCAUUUCAGCACCUUCCCCGUGGAGGUGUACAUACGACGGCUGCGCCACAUUCGGCUGGCGCUGGUGCGACUUCUGGACCGGGCGCCGGGGACGCUCGUGGUGAUCCGCUCGGCCAACCUCCAAGCCCUGGACCAAGAGGUGAGCCUGUACAACAGCGACUGGUACUCCAUGCAGCUGGACAAGGUGCUCAGGGCCAUGUUCAAGGGAAUGAGCGUCCUGCUGGUGGAUGCCUGGCAAAUGACUGUGGCACACCACCUCCCCCACGCCCUCCAUCCGCCGCCAGCCAUCGUCAAGAACAUGAUAGACAUGCUGCUGUCCUACGUUUGCCCAGAGAAGAAGAAGAGCUAACAGGAGCAGGACAGUGACUUGGAGGAAACUAAGGAGUUUUCCGUGUGAAUCCACCGAUAUGUUCUUCAAAUCUUUUACUUCCCUGAAGCCAACCCCCCCCCUCCCCUACUGAAAGAUUGACCAGACUGAUCUGACUGAACGAUCUGUUUACUUGCCUGUUACAUUUCAUCAUAACCAGGAAUGCCAAAGACCUUGGUGACAUGUGCUGAGGUAUUUUGUGUGUGUCCUUCUCUCAGAAUCACAGUGUGAGCUUUGUGUCAUUCAUUUUGCCAAAGUUAAAAUCUCAGUGACAUUUCGUUUCAGUUUUUUUUCCUCUCAGGCUGUUCCGUGUUAAAGAAUGUUCCUCUGAUCCGAGCCACGUCACAACACGUCCACUAAUGUCUCUAUUUGUUUAAAUGUGUAAACUGUGAGUCCAUGUGCUCUGAGAAUUAUCUAUAAUGUGAACCACAUACUACCACAUAUGUUUACUGUAUCAUGCAUAUCAUUGCCCUGUAAUGCACCUGCACGUGUGGCAGCUACAGUAUUGGCAACUAUAAUUUUCUUUAUCUAUAUGUUUUCUUAUCUAUAAUUUCUUUAUCCUCUUUAUUUCAAAGAUUUAACUGUGUUAGUUCCAGUCGACUUUUGCCUGAAGACGUCUCUGACUCACAGAUCUGCCUCUUUGCCUUUCAGACAACACAUUUUAUCGAGGUAAAAAUCAUCAAAUCAAAAGCAGGCAUUGUCCGUCCAUCCCAGGCUUGACCUUUACGUAAUGACUCCUUUGUAUUCAUAUUUUACUUUAUAUUACAGAAAUAAUUUUCUUUCUAUGUUCAGUUUUGUGUUAGGGAUGUUCUUAAUGGACAUUUGAGUGUUAUAUAAAAAGAUCAAAUAGUGUCACAUGUUCAUUAGAGCCCGGCCGAUACGGAUUUUUUGGGACGAUGGAGAGAAAAAAAGUCUGAUGCUAAAAUAUUGGUCGAUAUAUACGAAGACAAAAAAAUUUGCAACGCUGCCUAAGAUGUUAUAAAACCUUUAUCACUAAUUUUUUAUUGGGGUUUGAUAUUUUACGAUUUAAACUUUAUCACAGCCUAAAAACAACCAAAUAUCUAUUGAAUGUAAACAUAUAUUUCUGCUUUGUUAAAUCGAUAUAAAGAGUUUACAUCAGCGAACAUAAACAAUGAUACAGAUAUGUCUGUGAAAGGAUUGUAUAUCGGGCUCUAAUGUUCAUCAUAGGACAUCAGUGAUGGGGGGAGAAGAGAGUGGAGGUUGUUUAUUGAGUUUUCUGAUCUUUGUGAUACAAAGAGAUAAUGUGCCUAUUUUAUAUCUAAUUCCGUCCCUGAAUCGAUCAAAGUAUUUAUUCAUAAUUUAGAAUAACUGAGUUAUGUAUUUCUUGUUUUGUUUUUCAUAUAUUGUUAAAAAGAUCAAUAAAUUAAGCCAUGAGCGCAAACUGUGGGUUAUAGAUGGAGCAGUAAAAACCAACAUGUCUGUGCACUGAUCGCUCUCAGUGACUCCUGUGUCUUCAUCAUUCAGGUAACUUCAACAUUUAAGAAGGGAUAAAUUAUUCCUCAAUGCUUCAGAGAGUUGAUCGCUAAUCCGAGGAUUUCAGAAAGCCUGAAUGCCAAAGAGUGUAACUACUCUACCUGACGAGACUGGACUCGCUUGAAUAAAAGAGGCUAGCACCUAAAAAUGUGUUUGUUAUUGGUUAUGUUUUAUAAUCAACCUUUAAUUAUAACCAUCAGUUCAUUGUUAUCCAGGUGUUGGGUAAAUACAUGAAAUUAUUGUGUAUUUGAUUUUUUUGGUCAUAUUUUUCAGCUCUGUACUUGAAAUCAAAGAUUAUGUUGCACAUCAGCUCUCACUCACAUUUUAUAGCCCAUUCAUUUGAUGCCAGCAUGUUGCUGAGUCAGCACUGUUUCUAAUCAUAUUAAAAUGUUUUGUUCAUAAAACUGUGACAGCUCAGAGCUGUGGUGGACGAGCUUUCAUCAAUGUUCCGUCUUGUUACUGUUGGAAAUGUUGGAGGGUUUCAAAGAAAUCCGAUUGCAGCUGAUAUUAAAAGAGACAUGCAAAAACCUA
Messenger RNA from Hippoglossus stenolepis (Pacific halibut), 5735 nucleotides. RefSeq names its product neurexophilin and PC-esterase domain family, member 3 (gene nxpe3). The record is from RefSeq and is a predicted model, not a curated record. The coding region runs from base 1968 to 3692 and encodes 574 amino acids. Lineage: Eukaryota; Metazoa; Chordata; Actinopteri; Pleuronectiformes; Pleuronectidae. The transcript has 5 exons.